AUGGCGACAACGGAGAUCACGCCAUCGCCUGAACAAGUGCACUCGAAAGGGGAAGAUUUGGACGUCUUGAAACUGAAUUCACAGCGUGGACAUGCGGAUGAUGCAAAAGAGGUGGAUGUCUCCAAGAUCAGCUCAGAACGUCAACCCUCUGUGCCCAACGAAAACACGUCCUCAGCUCCAACACGAGAGAAACAUACCCAUCAAGUAAAAGAAGAGGUGUCCUCCUCCAUCGCUGAGAAAGAACUUAAGAUAAAAAGCAAGGCUGCCAAUCGUGGGAAGCCUGCCUAUGACCGCAAGGUUAAAGGAAAACAGACGGGAGCUAGUCCACAAGGCUCCGCUCUUGGUUUCUCCACCGACGAGCAACCUGCCGCGGCUGGACCGCGAAACCUUCACAUUAAAGAUCACGUAGUGGUGUGUUCGGAGCAUGAAUCAGAACACACCUACGCGUACCGAGAGGCUGAAGAAGUCAGCGAGGGGUAUGAGGAAGAAGAUAAUUGCUCUCACGACUACAACAAACCGGAGGAUGUGUACCGGUACAAAGUGCCUGAGGAAGUAAGCAAGGCGGUUGUUGAGGAGUCUUGUUCUGACGACAAACCAGAGGAUCCUCACGGGCACAAAGAUUCUGAGGACGUCAGUUUUGCAUACAGGGCUAAAGCCUCAGCUAGAUGCGCCAGCUGGACGGGAUGGUUCGAUCGUGACGACCCCACGGGGCCCGGCACCGGGGACUGGGAAACCCUGACCGGACUCCGCAAAGAGAACCCCGGGAGAAUCUGCCGCGCGCCGACAGACAUCCAGGCCCGCGUCAUCAGCACCGGGCAGGACGCGUCACUGACGGGAGAACAGUUCGCCUUCUAUGAUACAACAAAAGGCCUCGUCUGUAGGAAUGAAGACCAAAAAGACAGCACGUGUCUGGAUUAUGGAGCCCGUUUCUGCUGCCCGGAUGGUGCCAAACUUUGUCAACAUGGAUGGACGGAACACAACAGCCACUGCUACAAGUUUAUGACAGACCAUGUCAGAUGGUCUGAUGCACACUCAAUGUGUGGGAAAUAUGGUGCAGGUUUGGCGUCUAUCACAAGUCAGGAGGAGAAUGACUUCAUUCAAAGUCUCAUCUCAAAAUCCCCUAGCCAAGAGGUGUGGAUUGGACUUCGUAAAGAUGGAGAAUCUUGGACGUGGUGUGAUGGGUCCCCAGUCACCUACAGUAACUGGAACCCUGGUGAACCUAACAACGCCGUCGGCUGGAUCCUUGCUACAGAGGCGUGUGUUGCGAUGUACUCCAAGACAAGAAAGACUGAAGUAACAAGUGACAGGUCACUGCUGAAGAAACUAACACUCGUCUACGUGUUGCAUUUCCCAGAGUGGCAGAGGAGGAAAAUGGAAUGACAGGCGAUGCCGGAAGAAAUGGCCUUACCUUUGCAAGAAACCAUAACAAGAUAGGCAAUAAAAACUUUAUUACAACGAGAAUCUCUGAAUAGAGGUGAAUAUUUUCCAAGACAACUUAAACCGGGAAUCAACCGGAAGUUUCUGUCAAGAAGAUUUUUCCUAGUUCAUCCUUUGAUCCAGUAAUGGAGAGUCAUUCGUAUGCUGGUUUUGCAGCCAGCAGAUUCUUGACUUUGAAAAAUGUUUACCGUCCAAUCUUGACACAUACAGUUCCUGGGAACAUUCCCAGAAUUAAUCUGUGGACUUGCAGUCCUUUAGAAAAACAAAUCUGUUCAAUUCCUAAAAAUCAUGAGGACUAACAUUCCAUGCAUUCCAGUGGACUAGCAUUCCUGUGGACAAAAUUCCUGUACAAGUCCUAGAAUUCCUGGGGACUAACAUUCCCAACAUUUCAGUGGACUAGCAUUCCUGUAUACAAAAUCCCUGUAGAAUUCCAGAAUACUUGUGAACAAAUCAUUCCACACAUUCCUAUGGACUGUCUAGCAUUCCUGUGGACAAAAUGUACACUUACUAGAAUUCUUGCAGACUGCACAAAAUACUAUACUUUACUUAGGCUUGCCCCUGAGGCGUCGCCAAAAUGGUGAUUUCUAUUGGAUUUAAAAGAUGAAUACUGGUGCAAUGUGCGUUGACCUCAGCGACAGCAAACUAGUCAUAGAUUCAUUUGGCCCCACAGAGGCAUCGUCUUUAUUGUGAACCAACACAUGAGAAUGUUGAAUCCAACCUUGCACUCAAACACUUAGAAAGGUUGACGAAAAUCACUAUGUAGAACACAGUCAGCAUUUGGUCUAGAAGGUGUAAAAGGUCACUGUAAAGUCAUAGGCGACUUUAAAUUUGUCUGCUUUGAUAAACAGAUUUUUUUUAUAGUUUGUAAUACAUGGCAUUUAUUUCCGAGAAAUACAAGAGAAAAGAAGUACAGAAUUCAAUAUUUGGUAGUGGUGACUGGCUCUAAGGCUCUUUGUAUAUUUUACAUGGAACUAUUUGAACUAUUUCGUUUGCGAAGCAAAGCCGAGUGAUCCGUUCUGUACACUACGUGUACGUAUCUUAGACUACUAUACUCACUAGAGGCAGUUUAGUUCAGUUUAUAAAGCUAUUGUUUCAAAGCAUUUUGCACAUUCUUAGUAGCAAAUAUAUCAAACUAACACCUGGUAAUGGACAUUGUACCAAACUAAUCCAAGUAGGUUCAUGCGAGGAGGUUUGUUUCAUGUAAAGCACACUAUUGCAUGAAUAACUGAAAACUACAUAAUGAUACUGAACGUUAUAAAACUUAUAGGUGUUAAGGUAAGAGAU
Branchiostoma floridae (Florida lancelet) is the source of this 2721-nucleotide messenger RNA. RefSeq lists its product as uncharacterized. Lineage: Eukaryota; Metazoa; Chordata; Leptocardii; Amphioxiformes; Branchiostomatidae. The record is from RefSeq and is a predicted model, not a curated record. Gene Ontology annotation, molecular function: signaling receptor activity. Bases 1 to 1380 code for a protein of 459 amino acids. The transcript is spliced from 5 exons.